This is a messenger RNA of Astrephomene gubernaculifera, 2357 nucleotides long. The record is from the annotation of a GenBank genome assembly. Lineage: Eukaryota; Viridiplantae; Chlorophyta; Chlorophyceae; Chlamydomonadales; Astrephomenaceae.
AACAUUUCCUGCAAUUUAUUGAGUGGAUCACUACCGCUGAUGUAACUACCGUCCACUCCCGACCUUCAGCUAACCGCAAAAUUUAAGCCUACGUUGAACUCUGGUAAUGGCUCCAUGGCGCCCACUGCGUUUAGGUUCAUUAGUCCUUCAGGGUCCUACUUAUUUGAUGCGUCGCAUUGUCGCGCUGCCUUGUCGCGUCCACCCGACUACUCCAUCCCACGGAACUUUAUUUUCUAGCACCGCGGUUAUCGCAACAUCGACCAGCCGGACGUCGCGUCGUAAAUCACGCGCAACAACAAAGGAAGCAGCGCUGGGGAGGCCCGGCGGUUCUGGGAGCCAAGGAGCCUGGGCCAAUGAUGCGCCAAGCACAUCGACAACAGCCGCAAGCUCAACGCAAGACGCCCCAGUAAAGCGAACCCGCCGUGCGAAGGGUUCUGUUGCGGCCACGAAGAGCUGUACUUCCGACCUAAACAGCAGUAGCAGCUGUACGGCAGAUGCAAAGGCAGUGCCAGGGAUAUCGGUUGCGUCCUCAGCUGCUGCAUCGCCACCAGCCGUUCGCAGCGCGGCAACCGCCGCCUCGGCUAAGCCCUCCGUGCAGCCGCCCACCUUCUCUUCCUCCCAACGGUCAGGGUUGCUGUUGGUGGUUGACGGCAACUACCUGGCCAACCGCGCCUACUACGGGUACGGCAACCAGGGGCUAACUACAAGCAGCGGUGUCCCCACCUCCAUCACCUACAGUGUCGUACGGACCCUGCACGCCGCCCUGCGCACGCUGCGCCCCACCGCGCUGGCGGUGGUGUUCGACCCGCGCGGCCCCACCUUCCGCGGCGCCAUGUCGCUGCUGGACCCCUCGGCGGCGGGCGGGCAGCUGGGGCGGGCGGCGGCGCGGCUGGUGCAGCAGGGCCGACUUGACUGGCAGGAUCUCGCCAGCCGGCUGCUGCUCUACACCUCCAUUCGCGCCGACCUGCAGGCCGCAGCAGCCGUGGAGGCUGCUGCCACACCCGCCUCCUUCCUGCUGCCCGGCGGCACCUUCCUGCCGCCGCCGCCGCCGGACUUCAUCCCCUACACACCCGCCGCCGCCGCCGCCGCUGCCGCCGCCGGCGAGGAGCUACCUCUAGGAGCGGAUGCGGCGCCGCCGUCGCUGUCUCGCGGCCGGGCGGCGGUGUCGGCGGCGCUGCAGGUGCUGGCGGCGGCGCUGGGACCUGAGCUGGCGUCGGAGCUGGGCCUGACGGAGGUGGCGGCGGCGGAGGAGGAGGAGGGGGCUGCUGCUGUGCUGCUGGAGCCGUCCUACAAGGCGGGUCGGGCGCAGCACACGGAGCGGUUCUACACGGACUUCCAUAACAUGCAGCGGCUGCUGGGGCUUAUGUCUGUGAAGCCGCUGGUACGGCCCUGGCUUGAGGGCGACGACCUAGCCGGUCUGCUCGUCCAAGAAGCCGUACGACAGGGCAUGUCCGUACGCCUCAUCAGCGGCGACCGCGACCUCAUGCAGCUCGUCAGUGACGAGUACGACGUGUCGCUGCUGUACCCCGCGAAGGCGCCCAAGAAGGGGGCGGCAGCAGCAGCAGCAGCAGCGGGCGGCGGCAGGGUGCGACCGAGCAGUGAAUUCCCCUUCAGCGAGCUGCGGGAGGCGGAUGUGGUGGCGGCGCUGGGGGUGGGCCCGGAGCGGGUGGCGGAGUGCAAGGCGCUCAUGGGGGAUGACUCGGACCGAUUGCCGGGAGUCAAGGGUAUCGGCCCCAAGACUGCCGUACAGCUGCUGGAGGCGUACGGCAGCCUGUCAGGGGUGUACGGCGCGGUGGGGCAGCUGCCUGCCAAGCGCCGGGCGCUGCUGCAGGAGUCCCAGGCGGCAGCGCAGUACUCGCUGGCCAUGGCGCGAGUGCUGGGCACGGAAGGCGCUCCCUCCGCUCCCCCAGACGUGCUACCGCCGGGGCUGCUGCAGCGGUUGCAGCUGCGCGGAUUCGAACCGGGGCUUGUGGAGCCGGCGCUGCGGGAGCUGGGCAUGAAGAGCCUGACCCGUGGGUCGGGACGUGGGGGCGACCUGUGGAGGGACUUUGGAGGAGGGUUCUCACAUGUUGCCAGGGCUAGUUUAUAGCUAUGUAUUUAUGCCGACAGAAGGGCCAGUCUGUUUAGCGGGAGUUGUGGUGGGGCCAAUGGCGCUAUGGCGGAAUGAGCGGACGGGAGACUAACACCGCGUUUACCUAAGAGCGGAAGGUAACAGACGCAGAGGGGGUGCGUUGGCGACAUGGCUGUUCAUAUAUAGAGCCAGGGUUGAAGCCAGUAAAGGCGUCUCAUCACGGCUGCCAUGUAAUUGCAGAGUGAUGGUUUAGCUUCUGCUAUCUUUGACUCGUUAAAUCCAUUCC